AUGGCUCCGCUACCAGAUCAUGUUCUCUUCCGCCCCUUGGGCCCAGCAGAUAUUGAAAAGGUAGUCAAACUCGAAGCCAAGACCAUCCCGUCGCGCGAGUGCACUGGCAAGGAGCGAGUUAGCUACUGGCUGCGCGCCGCUCCCGAGCUCAGCGCCGGCAUGUUUGUGCGGAUUCCACCCCGCAAGGGAACUUCAUGUCGCAAAAUGUCGCGUCGCCGCAGCAGUACUGAUUCGGCCGCUUCCAGCGCAAGUUCAACGAGCUCUUCUUCGUCUUACAACAGCCGAAAGGGUCCAGAAUCAAAGCUUGCCGAUGCGGAAGAGGAGGAUCUGGACCACUGCUGCGACGUUUCAGCAUGUCCACGAUCGCGCGAGAAAUUGAUCGCGUUCAUUAUCGGAUCCAAAUUCGUCGGCGACGAGAUCUCGGACGAAGCACUCUCGGUGCCGAUUCGCAGCAAUAGCGUCAAUCUCAAAAAGCUCCGCCAUCGCCUGUGCUGCGCAAACAACAACUCGUCGCCGGACGCGGCCUCGGCAGAUGAGCUUAAGGGAAUUGGGCAUCUCGAAUAUGGCGACAAAAUCGUGAUCCAGGCGUUUUCGGUCGACCCGGACUACCAAGGAAUGAAGCUCGGGACGACGAUCCUGCGCGAUUACAUCCAGCGGCUGUCGACGCAGGCGGUUGCGUCCAAAAUCGUGAUUCUCGCGCAUGCAGACAUGGUCCCGUUUUAUGAAAAGCUUGGGUUUUACGACUCGGGCGGUAGUCAGAUCAACGCGAAUGGUGCUGAUGAUUGGCAUAACGUGUGGAUCAGUCUGGACGACGGGGAGGAUUAG
Myxozyma melibiosi is the source of this 825-nucleotide messenger RNA. RefSeq lists its product as uncharacterized. The record is from RefSeq and is a predicted model, not a curated record. Lineage: Eukaryota; Fungi; Ascomycota; Lipomycetes; Lipomycetales; Lipomycetaceae. The transcript has a single exon. Gene Ontology annotation, cellular component: cytoplasm. Gene Ontology annotation, molecular function: aralkylamine N-acetyltransferase activity. Bases 1 to 825 code for a protein of 274 amino acids.